Molecule: messenger RNA, 1119 nt
Organism: Folsomia candida
Lineage: Eukaryota; Metazoa; Arthropoda; Collembola; Entomobryomorpha; Isotomidae
Exons: 1
Coding region: 1-1119 (372 amino acids)
Source: RefSeq, a predicted model, not a curated record
AUGAUAUUAGACCUAACAGAAGAAGAUAUCAUUUUCUUGAUCGAGCUAUGCUUAAAGUGCAGUUAUUUCAAGUUUCGUGACAAAAUAUACCAACAAAAAGAUGGAAUACCGAUGGGGUCCCCAAUCUCACCCGUUUUUGCUGAUCUUUUUAUGGAAAGUCUAGAAGAUACUAUCCUUCCAAAUCCAUUUAUCCAUUUCUGGAAAAGAUAUGUAGAUGAUACCUUCACCAUAAUCAAGGGAAGAAAAUGCCAAGAGAUAUUGAAGAAAUUAAACUCUUUUCACUAUAAUAUAAAAUUUACCACGGAAUUAGAAGAUGAUGGUAAAAUCAAUUUCCUGGAUGUACGUUUGAAUACCAAACCUGAUGGAACAUUUGGUCACACGAUCCAUCGAAAAUUGACACAUACAGACAGAUAUCUACAUUUUACAUCCUUCCAUCAUAUGUCGCAUAAAAUAUCAGUAGUGGACGCAUUGGCAUAUCGAGCUUUUAAAAUUUGUGACUCAAUGUCUUUAGAUGCUGAAUUAUCACAUAUCAGAAACAUUUUACGGGGCAAUGGUUAUCCUCUAUCCCUUAUUGACAGAAGAAUUGAAAAAAUGAAACAACGAGUGCAGACUAAUUCUCACCCCUCUACUGUGGAUACAACACCAAGAUUCGUUUUACCGUUUACUGGACCAACAACAAGUCGCUUAACGGAUUAUCUCAGACGAAAGACACAAUUUGAUUUUGGAUAUACACCUGGAAUCAAGCUUCGUCAUUUUCUAAGUUGUCAUAAAGAUACUAAACCAAAACUAUCUUGUGGCAUUUACAGGAUUCCAUGCAAUGAUUGUCCAGAUAACUACGUGGGCGAAACCGGACAAAGGACACUUGAGGUUCGUAUCAAAGAACACGGCCGAGAUAUCCGGAUGAUGAAAGACACAUCAGGAGUCGCUCAACACAUUGCCAACAAUCCAACUCAUACAAUAAAUUUCAAAGAUGCAAAAAUGAUCCACCACGAAGCCAGAUAUUUCGCUAGAAAAUUCAAGGAAGGACUUUACAUAAACGCUGAACCGCGACCCAUGAACUUAAAUGACGGCAUGCAGCUAAAUCCCAUAUGGACUCCGACCUUAAUCCCUUUACUUUAA